AGAAUCUACUUCAGAUUGCUCUUACCUCGAGUGACAGGAUGAUCUCUGAGCACGGCUGAUGUUGGUGUUGGACCUGGAGAGGAGAGGUUGACGAUGCCCGUUGAUCCCUCAGCCAUUUUCUCUUGACUUGAUCAGUGGUGAAACACAGAACAUUAGACUGGAUGUCAAACUAAAGAGUGGCUCCAAGUCCAGGGUUUGCAGGCUGCUAAAGAUUCAGGAUGACGAUAAGAAGUUUUAAGCUGACUGGUUUAUUGAAAAGAUUCCCAUUGGACGAAAGUCUUGGAAAUUGGGAUCAGACCUCCCUCCUAAAAAGUCAACAGCGGCAGUACAACAGAGCUAUGGGUGAUCUUGUCCAAGAGGAUGCUGGAGAAACAGGAAGAGAAGGGCAAGGGAAGUGUGGAAGCAGGAGAGGAACAAAAGGCUGAGGGAUGAAGUAACAAUCCUGCUUGUGCCAACUCGCCUGUUCCCAGUCUUCCCUGCAAACAACAGGAUUUCUGGUGCCAGGUGGGGGGAAGUAAAACCCCUCUGACCUAUAAAAGUCAUACUGGGUGAAGAAGCAGCCACUGUCACAGUGUGGAUCACCGCUGCCCUGACUCUCUACAUUCUCUGGGAACUUUAAACUUUGGAUUUCAGCGUGGAGUCAAAGACAAGUGGCUCUUUUAUUCUGAGUCAUACUGUCUUUGCGUUAAAGCCUCUCACUUCAUCUUACUCUUAUUUUUGCUGGUCGAAAUGUUGGGAAAUCUGUGGAUGCUCUGCCUGGCUCUCUGCUUCUCCUGGACUGAAGCUCGGAUAUGGGCUUGGAUGCUCAACAUGCCUCACAGCCCUCCAAAAGAAGGAGCAAAGGCACUUAGAGAAAACGCUUCUGGAGCCAAACCAAUCACGGCUGUAUGCGAUCAGGAUAGGGCCUGUGGACGUGGCUUCUCCUGUGAUCGACACUUUGGCCUCUGUGUUCCUCUCAGAGGUGAGGGCCAGUACUGCCGUAGAGAUGCUCAGUGUAUCCGUGGACUCAGCUGCAUGUUUGGGAAGUGCCAUCGCAGCAUCCCCAAUGGCCAAGAAGGCGCCAGGUGUAAAGUUGACAGAGAUUGCGGUGAGUCCAUGUGCUGCGCCCGACACCAUGGUGAGCAGGUGUGCAAGAGACGUCUGCUUCGUGGAGAGAGCUGCUAUGUUCCUGAUGGUGGCCUGGCGUUCAGCAUCAAUCAGAUUUGUCCUUGUGAUGAAGGGCUGCUAUGUAGAGGAAACAGUGAAAAACACCGGAGAGAGAGAGAUUUUGUUUACCAGCCUGAGCUACCAAACUGGACCUGCCAAAUCCCCAGACACUGACUUCAGCCUCAACAUUAAUGUUAUUUAUUAUGUAAAUAUGCUAAAUUUGAUUGUAUAUAAAAUGUAUGUAUUUCCAAAUAUGUUAUAUCACAACAUGUUCUUAUUAGAGAUUUAUAGCAAGCAUUGUUCUUAUUGUUUCAGUUUG
Cheilinus undulatus (humphead wrasse) is the source of this 1465-nucleotide messenger RNA. Its product is annotated as dickkopf-related protein 3-like. Gene Ontology annotation, cellular component: extracellular region. The transcript is spliced from 9 exons. The record is from RefSeq and is a predicted model, not a curated record. Gene Ontology annotation, biological process: multicellular organism development; negative regulation of canonical Wnt signaling pathway. The coding region runs from base 730 to 1320 and encodes 196 amino acids. Lineage: Eukaryota; Metazoa; Chordata; Actinopteri; Labriformes; Labridae. Gene Ontology annotation, molecular function: co-receptor binding; receptor antagonist activity.